UUCGUGAGUAUAUUUUUUCGCACUCGUUCUCAGUAUGUAGAAAACGUAGACAUUCCAAAGCUGGCGGCGCCAAUGCUUUUUCUGCAUGGUGAUAUGGUCGUGGAGGAGGGGAAUUGACAAGAUGACGAAGAAAAAAAAAACUAAGUCGAGUGAGUCUUGGAGAAAGAAAGAGAAGAAGAAGAGGAAGUAGAAGAAGUAAAGCCAGCUAAUGCAGUGCAGGCGAGCCCUCAUUCGCUUUUCAAGCACGUUCGCCUGUUGCUCCGUUUACAUACACUCGUUAAACUCCGAAGGGGCCAUUGAUUUCUUGUAAAUUUCUAGAAUUAUUGUUUACAAUCUGUAGUUUGUAAUGAUAUUAACACGUAAAAAGUCAAUGUUGUGAAGAUUAAAAUCGGAAAUAAAGGUUCAAGUGAAUUACUAAAAGUGCAAAUCUCCGUUUUAUUAAGUGGCAAUUUGGUGUGAAGUUGAGAGGAGGAAAUAGGGCAUUGGGCUAUUCGAGAGGAUCAAGUGCUGGAUAAGUUUUUUCACAGAAGUGAGAGCUUUUACUUAUAAAUAAUUAAGUAUAUCAAUAAAUAAUGACUGCUGCAUGUGCUGGCGAAGUGUUUUUACGUGAACAAAAAGUAUUUACAAGCUCUGAUACAAAUUCAAUGUCUUACGAAGAACAACAGGAUGUAUUGGAAGCUCUUGCGAUCGAUAAUGAUUCAUCAUCAAGUAACGAAAGAGGUGAAACUCUUCCGAUUUCGGAGAAAUAUUCCAGACAACUAGAAAUAUACCUUGAAUCUCGUGGGAUUCGGACGUGGGAUGAACAUGAGUACUUAAGUAUUGGAGAAUCAGCAUCUUCCAGUAGUUUAGAGAGUCAUGAAUUUAUCAGCGAAGAGAACUCAUCUGGUUACAAUUCAUUAGGUGUUGAUGGAUCAACAAAGAAUAAAGUUGACUCAGACUUGCUUUCAGCUUCUAGUAGGAGUAAUUCUGGAGAAUUAGAUUGCGUAGCUCCCCCACGGGGUUCUGAUAUUUCUAAUUCCUUUGAUUCUACAUUGUUGAAAGACAGUUUGAAUGAAAUAGAGAACUCAAUGAAUGAAGAAAUUUCAUUAAAUGUAUUUGAAUCACCAUCUUCAAAGUCUAAAGCUAGUGUGCAAAAUAUUAAAAAUGAAAUUCAUCCAGAUGACAUUGCCAAGUUUUACAAAGCAGUUAGAAUGGGCGAUGCUGAAAAAAUUGAAGAAUUAAUAGCUUUUGGAUUUGUUAAUAAUUUAAAUGAGCCUGAUUGGAAUGUGUCUGGAGAUCCACCACUAUUGGUAGCUGCAACCAACCACUGUUUACCGGUACUUAGUGUUUUAUUAUCGAGCGGAUGUGACCCUGGAGUUCGUUCACCACGAGGAGAAACGGCUUUACAUCGAAUAAUUCUCAGUGGAGGAUUUAAUAAUAUCAAGCCAUUUAUACAAAAAUUAUUAGAAUAUGGAUGUUCACCAAAUGUAAAAGAAGCUGGUGGUGGAUUAACAGCUUUGCACAUUCUUACACGUCAAUUAUCUCAUAUGCAUUUUUCUAAAAGUACUCAAAAUAAUUUAGAUGAAGCGCUAGAAUCACUUGCUCUUCUUGCAAAUGCAGGUGCUAUUAAUGACAAAGAUCAUCAAGGACGCAGUGCAUUACAUAUUCUGGCAUCUUCUAUAGCCUUUGAUAAUAAUCACAAAACAGAAAUAGAAUCGGUGGUUAAAAUAUUUCUGGACGCUGGAGCUGAUACAACCUUGAAAAAUGAUCGUGGCGAGACACCAUUACAUGAAUCACUUGAAUGCGGUGCGUUGAAUACUGCAAACUGCUUGAUACGUUAUACUCCAACAGGAAUAACUUCUCGUUAUGGCGAGACUCCACUUCAUAUUGCUGCGAGGAAGAAUUACAUUGAUAUAAUCGGAAAGUUACUAGAGAACGGUGAAAAUCCUAGUGUCCGAAAUAUGGAAGGCAAUACAUGUUUGCACUUGGCAUCAGCUCGAGGAUUCCAUCAAAUAGUUUCGCAGUUAGUUACUUCACCUUUAGUGCAAUUAGAGAAAGUUAAUCAUCAAGGAUUAACGGCACUUCAAGUAGCAGCAGAGAGUGGCUUCGUAAAUGCUGUAAAAGUGCUACUCAAAGCUGGAGCUGAUCCAAUACUUGUUGCUAAUUGUACUACUCUUCGUCGUCACCCAGAUAUUCCUGAACUUAUCAACCAUGAAUUAACGAAACGUCGUGAGCUAAUUACUUAAUUCAUAAAUUUUUUAAAUUCCAAUAAAUAAAAAAUAUUUGUUUAUAAGAUUUUACUUAAUUAAGAGAAAAUUUUAUAUUGUGAUAUUAAAAUUUCAAGAGCGUGCGUUUGUA
This is a messenger RNA of Chelonus insularis, 2337 nucleotides long. Its product is annotated as ankyrin-3-like. The record is from RefSeq and is a predicted model, not a curated record. Gene Ontology annotation, cellular component: nucleus; cytoplasm. Gene Ontology annotation, molecular function: protein binding. Bases 573 to 2225 code for a protein of 550 amino acids. The transcript has 3 exons. Lineage: Eukaryota; Metazoa; Arthropoda; Insecta; Hymenoptera; Braconidae.